AUCUCCAGUUGUAAAAUGAAGAAAUCAAUCAUCAAGUUUUUUCCCAGAAAGGGACAGGCUCAACCCUCGCUGAUGUGUAUAUAUACAACAGGGUCUGCACUGUGUAGGCAUCUCAUCUCAGAAGAACAGCUCCACUGCUACCAUACCACAGAGGAAGACCUCCAAAAUCGUCGAAAAGAAAGAACUAUGGCAAGCUCAAACCAGAUUGUUAAAGUUACCAAAGGCCUCACUAAAGCAGCAGAAUGCCGGGAGGACACAAAACUGCUGAUGCAGCCUUACGCUAACUGGGAGGAAUACCUGACCCCAGCGCCAAUGUCCAUAGCCAUCCUGGCAGAGCUGAUCUUCAUCUCCUCCAAUACUGAUUUUUCCAUUCGUAAAGGUGGCCCAGAGGGUGGAUUCAAGUAUAUCAAGUACCCAGACUCAUUCCGUGCCUGCCUCAUGCAAGUGUGUAAUUCUGGGUGGCGUGCGUUCAAUGAUGCACACAAGAAUAUGGACCAAAUUCGUCUCUACACCAACAAUGUACCAAAGUACAUCAAUCUGGCAGUGAAGAUACUCCUCCAGGAUGAUGACAACCUUGUGCAGACCAUGCUCCCAGACCAGCUGGAUAACAUUUCGAACAUAGCUGAUGAGUGUGUGAAUCUGGCUCAGUCGACAGAGAAAAGGUUCACUGAUGUCAUUGAACUCAUCCAGGAGCUCCUCGAAACUUGCACCAGUGCAAAACAGGUAUAUGGGAAUGAGUUGGAAGAAGUCCGAAAGAAAAUCAGUGAAAAUGAGCUGAGGAAGGCGGCUGCAGAGGAGGCCACCAAACGUGCUGAACAGGCUUACAAGAACAUGAACCAGCAGCUGAAGGAGGCCCAGGAAAGCUUCAAAUCAGCAAUGGACUCAAUGCCAAGUGGCUGGGACAUGAUUGGAAUGAAUUUUGUGGAAGGGCUCGCUGGCAGUGUUACAACUGCACUUUCAGGGCUUGCUUCCAUGGUCGCUUCACCAGUUAACCUCCCUGCAAUGAUAGCCAGCUCUAGCACUAGACACAUAGUUAAACCUGUUGCAAAUAAUGACCAAAUCUCGGCAAACAAUAUUUAUUCCAAAUCACCUCAGAUACUGCCUUUAGUCGAAGGCCUCAAUGUUUUUUUUGAUGGAGACCAAAUCAAGUGGUCUGAAAUAGUUGACCAGAAAACUAAACUCCCCAAAACCAAUUGGCCUAAGGAACAAUUUGAGAAAAUUCAAGAAGUAAUCAAAAAGGAAAAAGAAUGCAAACCAAAAAUGGAAGCUUUGGGAAUAUGCACCAAAGCCAUCACUAUCUGCUCUGAACUGGGAAAAGUUAAACCUGAAGAGCCUGAUGAUGCCAUAACAAAACAGAUUGUGGAGCUAAUAAAAAGUCUGAGAAAAGAUGUUAUGGUUUUUGAUACCGAGAGCAAAUCUGCAACUAAUACCUCAGCAUUCAAUGUAAAACCACCACAAAUUACUCAAACUCAAGAAAAUAGUUCAGGCUCCACGUCUGCAGGCCAGAUAGCCGCGGAUAACGCUCGCUUUAAAGUAGAACAGAGCAGAGCCCAGCUUAAGGAUGCGAGGGAAUCAUAUGAGAAGCAUUUUAACAACAUAGAGGAAAAGAAGAAAGAGUUGACCGAAAUUCUUGUCUCCUUGAGAAACUGUGCAGUCAAAGAGAUAGACUUCAACACCACCAUAAAAAUUCUGGCUCAAGGUCUAGAAGCAAUGGGAAAUGUGAAGGAGCAGUGGCAGAAGCUGGUGCGUUUUUUCCAGAUGGUUUCCAACCUCAUCAAAACCUGCCUGGGCACAUCCCUGAAUGAUUUUGUUAAAACUGGUGAGAAAGCAUCAAACAAAACAUUCAAGUACACUUCACGAAUGUUUUUGAAAGACAUGAUCUACAACCAGGCAUUCUAUGCAUCCAACAUUGCCAGCCUGGUUAAUAUGAUCGCAGGGACCUACACAGAUGUUUCUAACAAGUAUCUGAUGGACGCAGUCAGCAAGCUGAGCAAGCUCAUGUCUUUGGACGUCAGCAAGCCAGAGUUCAUCAGUGAGCGAGCAAACAUGGUAACGUCCUGUGACCAAGCUGAAGAAGGAAUAAGAAAUCUUGUCAAGAAAAAUAAGCAGGACUUUGAAAGGAAGACCAUGCAAAGACUGGAGAAAAUUGAGAGUGAGCUGAUGGCUGUGCUACCUCCGGUGUCUGAAGAGAAGAAAAAGGAAAUUCAGGAAGCAGUUCAUAAAGCAUCCAAGAAUGAUGAGGAUGAUGAUCAAUAUGCUUGAUGGUGCCAUGGCAACCUGAACAGCUUGGGAGAGCAUUCAGAAAAGUCCUAUUUUCACAGGGUCAGAGCCCCUCCCACUCACCGGAUGACCCAUUAAAAGAAGAAAUCCACACUGUCUGCAAUAAUUCUGCUCUUUGCUUGGACCCUCCAUCUCAUCAAAAUGAUCUAUUAUCCAAAUCAAAUAUUGAGUCUGGAGAGGCAUUUUUCAUUGCUAAAAAAUUAAUGUGCACACACACACACACACAUAAACACACACAGGCAUGCAAUCACACACAAACACACACACACAGAGGGGUAUGCAAUCACACAUAUAUUUGCACCACAUGUACAACUAUACUGGGGGAUGAGCAGGAAGUAAGUGCAUGCAUAGUUGCUACCCUUAUGAAAAAACCACAUGUUCCAAAAACACAUGUCCAAAAACAUGUAAACACUGAACAUGUGAAGAGUACACAUGUGAACUAUAAAAACAAUCCCACUUGAUGAGAUGAGAGUCAGAAAAGGUAACCUAAGCUAUUUCUAAUCACGUUUUGUUUCAAAAUGCAAAAAUCGUAGUUCACAUUUGGAAAAAGCGAGUCACAUGAGACAAUUUCCAGUUCAUGUGACUUUUUCUUUUCAUAAUAUUCACACGCGAAAAUAGCAAAUUUCAUGUGAUUUUUUCAUAAGGGUACACAUUCAAAUACAUUAAUAAGAAUCCAUAAUCUUGUUUGAAACAUACAAACUAAUGUAUUUUGCUGACACAUUAAUGCUAAAAUAUUUUUGGCUAAUGAAACUGGAAGUAAUGCAAAACCAGAUGAAAUUACACCUUUUAAGGAAUCCAACAGAUUAUGUUACUAAUUCCAUUUUUUCAUGUAGUUUGUUUUCAGUAUCAGAUUCAAUUUUACAAGUAAUCCACCCUACACUGGUCUUAGCAAUCCACUUUAAAACCUACCAAUAAUCAAACCAGUGGUAAGAGUUUAUAUACAUAAUUUUGAACAUUUUCAAAAUGUUUGUCUAAAAAGUGAAAGUUCUCUCAUUUUAUUGUAAUACUUCUGUGUCAGUGACAACGUACUUAGGUGUCAUGGGUAAGUUGUCCUUGAGUGCUGGCCUAGGAUCAGAUUUGAUUUUGAACUUAAAAUGGUUAACACCUCAAAGCUCCAAUUUAAUUUCUGUUUUUAAAAUAAAUGAAUAAUCUUUCUAUCACUUCUAUUACCCACAGGUCUUGAGGCAAGCACAUUGAUAGAGGCACUUUUGACAGUACCCUUGUCAAUCUCCUGUGGUAUCUGGUGCUGGGCGUGUGAAGUGCACCUUUGUAAAAGUGUCUACUAAACUGUAAAUUGUAAGAUUAAGAUUUCGGUUAGUGAACAUCAUCAUGGAUCAGCACUUAAGGGCAGCAAAACCUUAAUGUUAUUAGACAUGAUAGAGUACCACAUGCUGUUCUGAAUGUCAUACUAUUGCCAUAUUUUGACCGGUCGGUAACUGAAAGGUUCACCAUAUUGUAAACUCAUCUGUGCUUACAAGACACAAUUUGUAAUUUCGAGACAUUUUACCAUUUUCAGUGAGAAAACAUAUGCCGCUUGCUUAAUUAAUUGAUGCUUGUCUUAUUAACCUUUCAUAACUGUGGUUCUGAUCAUUCAAUGUGCUCUUGAAUGGAAUUGUCAGGAACCUCUAUAAUAAACACUUUUUGCUUUCAAAUAAUA
This is a messenger RNA of Anguilla anguilla (European eel), 3937 nucleotides long. RefSeq lists its product as uncharacterized. The transcript is spliced from 4 exons. Bases 16 to 2262 code for a protein of 748 amino acids. The record is from RefSeq and is a predicted model, not a curated record. NCBI's taxonomy places the organism in Eukaryota, Metazoa, Chordata, Actinopteri, Anguilliformes, Anguillidae.